AUGGCGAAACGGCGCGCGGCCGAAGACCUCGACGCGAUGGAGGGUGUGACGUCGCCGGCACCCAAGAAGCAGAGGAACGACGGCCGCGACGAGCGGCUCAACGGAGGCAUAGCGCGCGGCGAACAGACCGGAGGAGACGCAAGCGAAGACGGCACACGGACAGAGGGAAGGACAGAAGAAGACGACUCGGACGAGGAGGAUGACACGAGCGUGGCCGGACCGCUACGCCAGGCGGCACCAACGGCCGGAUACGACGAUCUCUACCUCGACUCGAUCGACCGGCACGUGCUCGACUUUGACUUUGAGAAGCUGUGCUCUGUGUCUCUGUCACACAUCAACGUCUACGCCUGCCUCGUGUGUGGCCGCUACUACCAGGGCCGUGGGCCCAAGUCGCACGCCUACUUCCACGCGCUCGACGACGGUCACCACGUCUUCAUCAAUAUGCAGACCCAGCGCGUCUACGUUUUGCCCGAGGGCUACGAGGUGCUGAGCCGCUCGCUCGACGACAUCAAGUUUGUGGCCGACCCUCGGUACACGCGCAGCGACGUGGCCCAGCUUGACCGGCGGUCGGCGGGCAGCAAGAUUUGCUACACUCUGGCAGGCAAGCCGUAUACCCCGGGCUUUGUGGGCAUGAACAACAUCAAAGAGAACGACUACCUCAACGUUGUUGUCCAGGCACUGGCCCACGUGCCUCCGCUGCGCAAUUUCCUGUUGCUCGACGAGUUCCCUGCGACCACGGCGAGCCACACCAACGCCGAGCUCGUCAAGCGCUUUGGUCUGCUCGUACGCAAGAUCUGGAACCCGCGCGCGUUUAAAGCCCAUGUAUCGCCUCACGAGCUGCUGCAAGAGGUGGCCCUGCGUUCCAACCGGCGCUUCACUUUGACCGCCCAGGCCGACCCCGUCGAUUUCCUCACCUGGUUCCUCAACCACUUGCAUCUGGGCCUCGGCGGCAGCCGCACGCGGCCCGGCUCUUCUAUUGUCCAGCGCGUUUUCCAGGGCAAGGUGCGUGUUGAGUCGGAGAAGCUCGAGGCCGUGGGUGCGUCAGCAGCAGCAGCGGCGGCGGCGGCGGCAGCGGCAGCGGCGGCAAAAAAUGCAGAGACCGAUGGCUUCCAGCAACUCCCAGUACCAUCUGCAGAUGCCAUGAUGAUCGACGCACCUUUGCCUGUCAGGCCUGGCUCCAUGGCGCCGCCGCCACCGCCUGGCUUGGCCUCCCACCCCUUGCACCAUCAGCCGCCUCCGCCAGGUACGAGCGCGCCUGGUCAGGGGCAGUUUGGACAACCGCCGCCGCCGGGUGUCUCCUCAGGUUCGGGCAUAUUGUCCAUGCCGCCACCACCAAUGGCACCGCCUGGUGUGCCGGCUACGGGACAUCAUUCCGCUCUUCCUCCACCUCCCAGCUCACUCCCCCCACCGCCUGUCUUUUCUGGCCAGCAGCCGCAAGACCAGGGCCAACCACCACCAGCACCACCAUCAGCACCAUCACAACCACCAUCAACGACCACUGUGUCCUCCGCCCCUGCCGGCCCACCGGGACCGACUGUGGAUAUCAACCGCUUCCUGCUGCUAACCCUCGACCUACCCCCGGCACCGCUGUUCCAGGACGAGCAAGAGCGCAACAUCAUUCCCCAAGUGGCACUCACCACGCUGCUGGGCAAAUACGAUGGCCAGUCCGCUCAAUCUGCCCGCAUCGACCAGUCCGAUGUGCGGCGCCGCUUCCAGCUUCAGGGCCCCCUCCCGCCUUACCUCAUCCUGCACAUGAAACGUUUCUCCGUCAACAAGUUUAUCACAGAGCGCAACCCGACCAUUGUCACUUUCGACCCGCGUGGCCUCGACAUGAGACCAUACGUUGAGGGCGCUGCUGGCGGCGAGGACGACGAUGCGUAUCUGUACGACCUCGUGGCCAAUGUCGUACACGAGGCCGAGCGUGUGCGGGGCGAUGACGUUGCUGUCGACUCGGCUGAGGAGCGACGCACAUGGAAGGUUCAGCUGCGCGACCGAUCGGGCGCCACGACGGCGGUGAAUGCCACCAACAGCAACGGCACUGCUGCCACACCCACAGACAAUGAAGAAGACAAGUGGGUCGUCGCUCAGGACCUGUUUGUCGAGCCGGUUGCCGGCGAGCUGCUGUACCUGGCCGAGUCGUACAUUCAGAUCUGGGAGCGGCGACGGAAGCUAGGCAGUGUCGGCAACGGCGUAGCUGCUGCUGGCAAAGGCAAAGCGAAGGCAAAGCCGUCUACGGCAUCGGCAAAUGGCGCAGGCAAAGCAAAAGCGUAA
Molecule: messenger RNA, 2271 nt
Organism: Sporothrix brasiliensis 5110
Lineage: Eukaryota; Fungi; Ascomycota; Sordariomycetes; Ophiostomatales; Ophiostomataceae
Product: snRNP assembly protein
Exons: 1
Coding region: 1-2271 (756 amino acids)
Biological process (GO): spliceosomal complex assembly; protein deubiquitination; mRNA processing
Molecular function (GO): zinc ion binding; cysteine-type deubiquitinase activity
Source: RefSeq, a predicted model, not a curated record